Molecule: messenger RNA, 1431 nt
Organism: Metopolophium dirhodum (rose-grain aphid)
Lineage: Eukaryota; Metazoa; Arthropoda; Insecta; Hemiptera; Aphididae
Exons: 9
Coding region: 1-1431 (476 amino acids)
Biological process (GO): regulation of DNA-templated transcription
Cellular component (GO): MOZ/MORF histone acetyltransferase complex
Molecular function (GO): histone acetyltransferase activity
Source: RefSeq, a predicted model, not a curated record
AUGACUAUUCUGGAAAAUAUGUUCCAACCUGUGGCCUUUCUAUCUGGAGUUGUAAACGAUGAUAUCAAUAUAUGUAAGCGGAAAAGAACACUGGAAAAGAAUAGUACAAUUCAAACUCCAGUACGAUGUCCGAGUGUAAUACAAUUGGGAAAAUUUGAAGUGGAGACUUGUUAUUCAUGUCCAUUUCCACAGGAGGAGAAUUCUCCGAGAUUAAUAUUUUGUGAAUUUUGUUUAAAAUACACUAAAUGUCAAUCGAUUUUGGAAAGACAUAUGCGACACUGUAAUUGGAGAACACCACCAGGCACAGAAAUUUACCUAAGUGGAGAUUUAAGCGUUUUUGAAGUUGACGGAAAAGUAGAUAAAACGUAUUGCGAAACACUAUGUCGAUUGGGAAAAUUAUUUUUGGACCUAAAAACUCUGGACUUUGGCGUUGAACCGUUCUUAUUUUACAUUGUGACGAAAAACGACGGUUUUGGCUGUCAUUUGGUUGGUUAUUUUUCAAAACUCAAACAAAAUGAAGAAAAUUUUAAUGUAGCUUGUAUCGUAAUCAUGCCACAGUACCGAAGACAAGGGUAUGGACGAAUUCUCAUCGAAUUCAGUUAUCUUCUAUCUAGAAUUGAAAAUCAACCAGGUACGCCAGAAAAACCACUUUCCGGUUUGGGUAAAAUGUCAUACGAUGCGUAUUGGAAAGGUGUCAUUCUACAAUAUUUACAUCAACACAGAGGCAUUGACAACAUCUGCAUCAAUGAUAUUAGCAGUGAAACUGGUUUAAUGAGACAAGAUAUUAUAAACACUUUCCAAUCUCUGCACAUGGUUGUGGAAAUCUAUAAAGAAAUGACAAUUUGUAUAGACUGGAAUGUUGUAGAUUCUCACAUAAAGAAGAAAAUUGAAUUAAACCAAGUUCACAUUGCUCCCGAUAGGUUGAAGUGGACACCAUCAAAUUUAUCGGAUGGCCAAAACCUGCAGUUUUCAUCAAGUGCAUUCCAAGUGGCUAACCCUAGUGUACGUGUGUGCGGCCGGCAUGUACCUGGUUUACACGUCGCCACUGAUGAUCGUGUCGUGCGCUUCGUGCCUUGUGUUCGACAUGGCCGUAUUCGAUAUGUUAACAUUUCGAAGAACCCCUUACGUGUAUUCCACGGACAGUGGGUUAGGUUAGCCCUAACUCUAGUGUACGUGUGCGCGGCCGGCAUGUACCUGGAUACACCCGGCUUACGCGGUCAACACUAUAUCACGCUCACCGUCACGAUGUUCCUGGCCUCCAAGAUUUACACUAUGCUGGCCGACGACGGUGGCAUGUACCGCAACUAUCCGAUAUCGUCGCUGUUCUGCCUCACGUCCAUAGUCAUCUGCUCCCUGUGGCUUACCGAGAUCAAGGGCAAGACGUUUGCUGCCAUACAGGAUCAGCUCAAGAAGGCGGACGAUUUGGUCUGA